This is a messenger RNA of Penicillium coprophilum, 678 nucleotides long. RefSeq lists its product as uncharacterized. Bases 1 to 678 code for a protein of 225 amino acids. Lineage: Eukaryota; Fungi; Ascomycota; Eurotiomycetes; Eurotiales; Aspergillaceae. The record is from RefSeq and is a predicted model, not a curated record. The transcript has a single exon.
AUGGCGGAAUCUACUGCCACAGCGAGCUUUACCACAGGUCCCCCCGCAGGUCCUCCUCUUGGCCCUGCAUCGGAACCUUUGAUUGUGUUCGUUGCUCGUGGCGCUCCACCUCGCAUGUACGAUGACCUCGACCAGCUAAAGUACUAUCUUCGUCCCGCCCUGCUAGAGCUCCAAGAACAUUUUGAGCGCAAGUAUGGAAAGCUAGAGAAUCGACCCUACUGCUACUGCCCAUUGAUUCAUAAAUCCACAACCCCCUUGGAUCCCGAUUGCGACUCGAUGAAGUCCAUGACCGACAUACUCUUGUAUGGCCGAACUUAUGCCCGCGACAUCAUCUUUGUGUUGGCCCAUUGGGACUCCAUUACUAGUGACACGUUGAGCUUUGCCAAAAUCUUCAAAGAAUUUACAGAUGUCAAGGUGACUAUUCGUGUAUUUGGCACGCUUUCAGCUGACCACAAUCGCGAAUUCCAUGGAUUCGACGCCCACAGAGUUGGCGCUCACUAUCAGGGCUUAAUCAGGCCGGAAGAGGACUUUGUUAUUGACGAUGCACUGCGUUUUGUGGUGAGACUCGAAGAAACCCGCACAGUCAGGAUUGGAGUGGAGGAGUCGGUCGGCCUGAUGGUGCGAUUGACAGGCCGCUCCGAGGCAGAGAUGUAUGACAGAGUACUGUGGAUACUCUGA